Molecule: messenger RNA, 1415 nt
Organism: Ochotona princeps (American pika)
Lineage: Eukaryota; Metazoa; Chordata; Mammalia; Lagomorpha; Ochotonidae
Gene: TMEM185B
Product: transmembrane protein 185B
Exons: 1
Coding region: 25-1077 (350 amino acids)
Source: RefSeq, a predicted model, not a curated record
GGUUUCCCGCCGCGGCCGGCGGCCAUGAACCCCAGGGGCCUGUUCCAGGACUUCAACCCGAGUAAGUUCCUCAUCUACGCCUGCCUGCUCGCGUUCUCGGUGCUGCUGCCGCUGCGGCUGGACGGCGUGCUGCAGUGGAGCUACUGGGCGGUGUUCGCGCCCAUCUGGCUGUGGAAGCUGCUGGUGAUGGCGGGCGCGGCGGUGGGCGCGGGCGUGUGGGCGCGACACCCGCGCUACCGCACGGAAGGCGAGUCCUGCGUCGAGUUCAAAGCCAUGCUCAUCGCCGUGGGCCUGCACCUGCUGCUGCUGCUGUUCGAAGUGCUGGUGUGCGACCGGCUGGAGCGGGGCACGCACUUCUGGCUGCUGGUCUUCAUGCCGCUCUUCUUCGUGUCGCCCGUGGCCGUGGCGGCGUGCGUCUGGGGUUUCCGACACGACCGCUCGCUGGAGCUGGAACUGCUGUGCUCCGUCAACAUCUUGCAGUUCAUCUUCAUCGCGCUGCGCCUGGACCGCAUCAUCCACUGGCCCUGGCUCGUGGUGUGCGUGCCGCUGUGGAUCCUCAUGGCCUUCCUGUGCCUCGUAGUGCUCUACUACGUGGUCUGGUCCCUCCUCUUCCUGCGCUCCCUGGAGGUGGUGGCCGAGCAGCGACGGACGCACGUAACCAUGGCCGUGAGCUGGAUCGCCAUCGUGGUGCCGCUGCUGACCUUCGAGGUGCUGCUGGUACACAGGCUGGACGGCCACAACGCCUUCUCGCACGUGGCCAUCUUCGUGCCGCUCUGGAUCUCGCUGCUCACGCUCAUGGCCACCACGUUCAGGUUCAAGGGCGGCAACCACUGGUGGUUCGGCAUCCGCAGGGACUUCUGCCAGUUCCUGCUGGAGAUCUUCCCCUGCCUGCGGGAGUACGGCAACAUCUCUUACGACCUGCAGCAUGAGGACAGCGAGGAUGCCGAAGACACGGCCACGGCCGGACCGGAAGGCCCCAAGCUGGCCCCCGUGUUCGGCAAGGCCAGAGUGGUGACACAGAGCCCGGGGAAGUACGUGCCCCCGCCCCCCAAGCUGAACAUCGACAUGCCGGAUUAACCCUCCUGCUCCUCGGUGUGUGCACUAUCGCCAGCUGCGGUCUGCCUUUGCGUGCAUGCACCCCCCGGGGGACCCUCCUUUGUCACCUCUGAGUGCGCUCUGUUCCAGCCAGCCCGAGGCCCAGUGCUGACCCAGUGCACGCCGUGAAUAGAGGAGGUUGGGUUCCUACGUGUGUGUGUGAGUGUGACAGAAGGGGGUGUUGCUUGCCAGGUUGCUGCUGUCACAGCCAGCCCUCCAACUUUCCCCCAACCAGGGACACAAGUUGAGGUACCCUCAUGGGGUUCCUUAAAAGGAAUAAAUACACAGCUGUUGGGGUGGUUUUGGGGUUUGUGUAUUUU